AUGAAAUCAUAUAAUCGAUUUUGUUUAUGUUCACGUCGUAAUGAAGUACAUAAUUCUGAUGAUGAAUUUCUUUUUCAUGAACAACAAUUAACUCAUAAUUUAAUUAAUCAUAAUAUUCAACGUUUACAAGUUAAAGGUGAUGGUAAUUGUCUUUUUUAUGCACUUGCUGAAGGUCUUAUCUAUGAAAUGAAAAUGGAUCCAAAUAGAUUUCAUUUACAAUUAGAAGCAUUUGGUUUAUCAUCAAAUUUUCGUUUAAUUGAAUUUGCCAAUCGUUUACGACAAAUAUGUGUUAAUGAAUGGAAAUCAAAUGAACAAUUUUAUAGUCAAUUUGUUGAUACACAUAAAGUUUCAUUUCAUAAAGAAAUUAAAAAAUUUUCAAAAAAUGGUGUUUCAGAUUCUACAUUAGGUGAUAUUGUACCAUUGACUAUAUCAAAUAUAUUUAAUAUUAAAAUUAUUAUAUUCACAUCCGUUUCUGAUUUAUCUCAAAUUGAAAUAAAACCAGCAAAUGGAAAUAAUUUAUCAUUACCUCAAAAAACAAUUUUCUUAGCUUAUAAUCAAUAUGGAUUAGGACAUUAUGAUGCAGCCUAUCCUCAUACUUGA
Messenger RNA from Rotaria sordida, 600 nucleotides. The record is from the annotation of a GenBank genome assembly. NCBI's taxonomy places the organism in Eukaryota, Metazoa, Rotifera, Eurotatoria, Philodinida, Philodinidae.